GCUGUAUACUAGGCUAUGGAAGAGCUGGUGGAUGCUGGACUGGUCAGGGCUAUCGGUGUCUCCAACUUUAACAAAGAACAGAUUGAAUCCAUCCUGAACAAGCCAGGCCUCAAGUAUAAACCUGCCAACAACCAGGUUGAAUGCCACCCCUAUCUGAACCAGGAGAAGUUGAUCAACUACUGUCACUCUAAAGGCAUCUCUGUGACCGCCUACAGCCCUCUGGGUGCCCCAGACAGACCAUGGUUCAAACCAGGGGACCCUUCGCUGCUGGAGGAUCCCAACAUCAAGGCCAUCGCUGAGAAGCACAAGAAGACCUCUGCCCAGGUCCUGAUCCGCUUCCAUAUCCAACGGAACACGAUUGUGAUUCCCAAGUCUAUCACCCCCACACGUAUCCAGGAGAAUUUCAAGGUGUUGGACUUUCUGUUGAGCGAUGAGGAAAUGAAGACCAUUCUGGGCUUUAGCAGGCACUGGAGAGUCUGCCCAAUGAAAGGGAGCAUGAAGCACAAGGACUACCCAUUCAGUGCUGAAUUUGAAGGAAACAGUGGAUUCACAAAUGUACAUCUCUGAUGUCUGCCCUCUCUCUGUUCUCGUUCAGAUUCAUUCUUAUUUCUCCCGUUAAGACAAUGUGCAGAAAUAGCCACCCUUGAGCUAGUUUCUUGCGAAUACCCUCUUGUGCUAGCGAAUACCCAUACAUACUGUGAUUUUAGUAUCUGUGUGUUGCACUAUUGUAUUUCUCAUGAGAUAUACACUCUGACCUAUAUUAUUGCCUUCUUUCAUAGCCUAGUGCACAAUGGUCAUUAUUUUUUCAACAAUCAUGGAAACAUAAUUUGACAUAGGAUCGAUAUUAAUGAAGUAUAAAAAAGCUUUUGGUUUCUGGUUUGAUACUGUAGCAAAUCCAAGGUGCCAGAUUUCCUAACGCACAAUACAGUGUUUGUGGCUUCUCA
This is a messenger RNA of Salvelinus fontinalis (brook trout), 944 nucleotides long. RefSeq names its product aldose reductase-related protein 2-like. The transcript is spliced from 6 exons. Gene Ontology annotation, cellular component: cytosol. NCBI's taxonomy places the organism in Eukaryota, Metazoa, Chordata, Actinopteri, Salmoniformes, Salmonidae. The record is from RefSeq and is a predicted model, not a curated record. Gene Ontology annotation, molecular function: aldose reductase (NADPH) activity. Bases 16 to 567 code for a protein of 183 amino acids.